Molecule: messenger RNA, 2346 nt
Organism: Endocarpon pusillum Z07020
Lineage: Eukaryota; Fungi; Ascomycota; Eurotiomycetes; Verrucariales; Verrucariaceae
Exons: 3
Coding region: 1-2346 (781 amino acids)
Biological process (GO): regulation of GTPase activity; regulation of actin cytoskeleton organization
Cellular component (GO): cell cortex
Molecular function (GO): protein binding; GTPase activator activity
Source: RefSeq, a predicted model, not a curated record
AUGUCGGUCGCAACGAUGCUCCAACCCGCAUCGCGGACUUCUACCUCCUCUUCCGGCUCCUUCCAACCAAUGACCCGACAAAACACACUUUCUAGCCAUGAUGGACGAUCGGUUAGACAAUCCAAGCGCAUUUCCAUGACUGCUCUCUAUGUUAGCAUGAGCGCAAAGGAGAAGGACUUGGAAAUCAGCGAUGAUUUAGCAAGAGCACAAAGAACAUUACGCGAUCUGAAAGCGAAGAUAUCCAGUCAAUCCAAGAAGAAUUUCGUUCUGGAGAAAGAUGUUCGGUACCUCGAUUCGAGAAUAGCGUUAUUGAUUGCGAAUAGGAUGGCACUGGAAGAGCAAAAUGAAGUGGCCAGCCACCUCGAUGAUGCUACGGAAAUCCAAGAAGGAUCAUUUCCUAAUGACGAGAAGACCCAGAAAUAUGGCAACCUGCUAUUCAUGCUCCAAUCUGAACCCCGGCACGUUGCACACCUAUGCAGACUUGUCACCAUGGCCGAGAUUGAUUCUCUGCUACAGACUGUCAUGUUCACCAUCUAUGGCAAUCAAUACGAAAGCCGGGAAGAACAUUUGCUUUUGACCAUGUUUCAGUCUGUCCUGACAUACCAGUUUGACCACACACCAGAAUACUCGUCCCUACUCCGACAAAAUACACCUGUCUCACGAAUGAUGACAACAUAUACCAGGCGAGGGCCAGGCCAGAGCUAUUUGAAAGAAGUGCUUGCCGAAAAGAUCAAUUCUCUGAUUGAACUGCAUGACGUGGAUCUAGAGAUCAAUCCGCUAAAGGUGUAUGAGAAUAUGGUCAACCAGAUUGAACAAGACACCGGUGAACUCCCGCCAUCUCUCCCUCGUUCGAUUACUGGAGAAGCUGCAGCAGAAAACGAGACAGUUCAAGCAAUCAUUGAGCCGAGGUUAAAGAUGCUUACAGAGAUCGCUGAAGGCUUCCUAUCAACAAUUAUCGAGGGCCUUGAGGAGACCCCAUAUGGCAUCCGAUGGAUAUGCAAACAGAUCCGAAGUCUGUCCCGUCGUAAAUAUCCCGAAGCCCAGGACCAGACGAUAUGUACCUUGAUUGGCGGCUUCUUCUUCCUGCGGUUCAUUAAUCCCGCCAUUGUUACUCCCAGAUCAUACAUGCUGAUUGAUCAGACCCCAUCUGAGAAGCCCAGACGCACGCUCACACUUAUCGCCAAGAUGUUGCAAAAUCUGGCCAACAAACCUUCAUACGCCAAAGAGCCGUAUAUGGCUAAAUUGCAGCCAUUCAUCACAAACAACAAGGAACGAAUCACCAAGUUCAUGCUUGAUCUGUGCGAAGUUCAGGACUUCUACGAAAGCUUAGAAUUGGACAAUUAUGUCGCGCUGUCGAAAAGAGACCUUGAGCUGCAGAUAACUUUGAAUGAAGUCUAUGCCACACACACCUUACUCGAAAAGCACAGCGAAGACCUUGCGCAAGACCAACAUUCCCGUCUGAAUCUUCUGCUGCAGGACCUCGGUCCCGCACCACCACAGUUGCCAAGGAAGGAGAACAGAACGAUCACAUUGCCGCUUUUCAGCAAGUGGGAAACUGCCAUCGACGACCUGACCUCGGCAUUGGACAUUACCCAAGAAGAGGUAUUUUUCAUGGAAGCAAAGUCGACAUUUGUACAGAUCAUGCGGAGUCUUCCACACAACACCAGUGUAACACGGCGGCCAUUGCGGCUGGACAAGAUCGCCGAAGCCGCUGCUACCCUGAAGAAUGAUGUGGUCAUGGUUCGAAAAGGCAUUCGCUCGAUGGAGCUCCUGAGUCAGCUUCAGGAGAUGCGCGUCAUUGAUCGGUCAGAUGACUUUUCUUUACUGAGAGACGAGGUUGAGCAAGAACUCGUACAUCUGGGCUCGCUCAAAGAGAAGGUGGUCGACGAGACGAAGAAGUUGGACGAGGUCUUCAAGACCAUCCGAGAUCACAACACUUAUCUACUCUCGCAACUUGACACUUACAAAAGUUAUCUGCACAACGUGCGCUCGCAAUCCGAAGGAAUCAAACGAGGCAAGGAUAUCAAGACCAAAGAGCUCGGGCCGUACAAAUUCACUCAUGCACAACUCGAGAAAGAGGGAGUGAUCCGGAGAAGCAACGUGCCGGAAAAUAGGAGAGGCAAUAUCUACUUCAUGUUCAGGAGUCCAUUGGCCGGCACAUUCGUCAUUUCGCUUCAUUACAAAGGUCGUGCUCGCGGUCUACUCGAACUCGAUCUGAAGCUCGAUGAUUUGCUAGAGAUGCAGAAAGACAAUCAAGAGGACCUCGAUCUCGAAUACGUGCAGUUCAAUGUAUCCAAGGUCUUGGCAUUGCUGAACAAGCGGUUUGCCAGGAAGAAAGGGUGGUAA